AUGAGUGGUGAUCCGAUGCACGACCAGGGACUCGCUGUACCUGUCGGUAAUGCACCCUCAAUGUACUCUGCCCAGGGACAGCAGUAUUACAACCAAUAUGCAUAUGAAUCAAACCAUCCCGAACCUAUCAAAAACCAUGAAGACAGAUUGAACGAAAAGGCAAAGAAAUGGCAACAGUUACAGAACAAGCGCUAUGGCGAGAAGCGCAAGUUUGGCUUCAUCGAGCAUGAAAAAGCAGAUAUGCCUCCAGAACAUCUACGUAAAAUCAUCAAAGACCACGGUGACAUGUCAGCAAAGAAAUUUAGACAUGACAAGCGUAUCUAUCUCGGUGCAUUAAAGUAUGUUCCUCAUGCCGUGCUUAAAUUGCUUGAGAAUAUGCCUAUGCCAUGGGAGCAAGUCAGAGAAGUCUCAGUCCUGUAUCACAUCACAGGUGCGAUUACAUUUGUGAAUGAGAUCCCGUGGGUCAUUGAACCUGUUUACAUUGCCCAGUGGGGUACAAUGUGGAUUAUGAUGAGAAGAGAAAAACGUGACAGACGGCACUUUAAACGUAUGCGAUUCCCACCGUUCGAUGACGAAGAACCACCGCUGGAUUAUGGUGACAAUAUCAUGGACGUUGAACCUCUGGAGGCCAUUCAAAUGGAAAUGGACGAUGAAGAAGAUUCGGCUGUAUGUGAUUGGUUUUAUGAUCCAAAACCUUUACUGGACACAAAACAUGUUAAUGGUACCACAUAUCGCAAGUGGCGCCUUGAUCUUCCUAUUAUGUCUACCCUCUACCGUCUCGCCCAUCAGUUGCUGUCAGACAUGAACGACAAAAACUACUUUUAUCUCUUUGAUCUCAACUCAUUUUUCACGGCAAAGGCUCUUAGUAUGGCUAUUCCCGGAGGUCCUAAGUUUGAGCCUCUCUACCGUGAUAUUGAUACUUCAGAUGAAGACUGGAACGAGUUCAACGAUAUAAACAAAAUCAUUAUCCGUCAACCUGUACGAACCGAAUACAAGAUUGCCUUCCCCUUCCUAUAUAACUCUCUUCCCCGUAGUGUGCGUGUUUCAUGGUAUCACUAUCCUAUUGUCGUCUAUGUUCGGUCAGAAGAUCCCGAUCUUCCGGCAUUUUACUUUGAUCCCAUCGUCAAUCCCAUCUCAUCACGAACAAUUGAAUCAGCUGGAAAGCAACAUGAAGAUUCCAUAUUUGGAGACGGUGAUGAAGACACCGAGUUCAGUCUUCCAGAGUCUGUCGUUCCCUUCCUCGACGAGACCGAAAUUUCCACAGAAAACACAGCAAAUGCCAUUGCACUUUAUUGGGCACCACAUCCAUUUGAUAAGAGAUCAGGUCGUACACGACGUGCACAGGAUGUUCCUCUUGUAAAAAAUUGGUACCUUGAGCACUGCCCACCUAACCAGCCCGUGAAAGUGCGCGUCUCUUAUCAGAAACUGCUCAAGUGCUACGUGCUUAAUGCACUCAAGCACCGGGCACCAAAAGCACUCAACAAAAAAUACCUCUUCCGCAGUCUGAAAUCCACAAAGUUCUUCCAGACCACUCAAUUAGAUUGGGUUGAAGCUGGUCUCCAAGUCUGUCGCCAGGGUUACAAUAUGUUAAACUUGCUUAUCCAUCGUAAGAACCUUAACUACCUUCAUCUGGACUACAACUUCAACUUGAAACCUGUCAAGACCUUAACCACCAAAGAGAGAAAAAAGUCAAGAUUCGGAAAUGCAUUCCAUUUGUGCAGAGAAAUUCUCCGCCUCACCAAACUCAUUGUGGACUCUCAUGUACAAUACCGUCUUGGAAAUGUUGAUGCUUUCCAGUUGGCAGAUGGUCUUCAGUAUAUCUUUUCCCAUGUUGGUCAAUUGACCGGCAUGUACAGAUAUAAGUACCGACUGAUGAGACAGAUCCGUAUGUGCAAGGAUCUGAAGCAUUUGAUUUAUUAUCGUUUCAAUACUGGGCCUGUUGGUAAGGGUCCUGGUGUCGGUUUCUGGGCUCCUGGAUGGAGAGUUUGGCUUUUCUUUAUGCGUGGUAUUGUUCCUUUGCUUGAACGUUGGUUGGGUAACUUACUGGCUCGUCAAUUCGAGGGACGUCACUCCAAGGGUAUUGCUAAGACUGUUACCAAGCAGCGUGUCGAUUCUCAUUACGAUCUUGAGUUGAGAGCCGCCGUUUUGCACGAUAUCACUGACGCUAUGCCUGAGGGUAUUAAGGGUAACAAAUCGAGAACAAUUCUGCAGCAUUUGUCUGAAGCAUGGAGAGCAUGGAAGGCCAAUAUCCCCUGGAAGGUACCUGGCAUGCCCACUCCGAUUGAGAACAUGAUCUUGCGUUAUAUCAAGGCCAAGGCCGAUUGGUGGACUAGUGUUGCUCAUUACAAUCGUGAACGUAUUCGUCGUGGUGCUACCGUUGAUAAGACCAUCUGUCGUAAGAAUUUGGGUCGUCUCACUCGUCUUUGGCUCAAGGCAGAACAAGAACGUCAGCACAACUACCUCAAAGAUGGUCCUUACAUCACAGCCGAAGAAGCUGUCGCUAUUUAUACAUCAACUGUUCACUGGCUCGAAAGCCGAAAGUUCUCCCCUAUUCCAUUCCCUCCCCUUUCUUACAAACACGACACCAAGCUCCUGAUUCUUGCUCUAGAGCGUCUUCGCGAAGCUUAUAGUGUCCAGGGUCGUCUUAAUCAAAGUCAGCGUGAAGAACUUGGUCUGAUCGAACAAGCAUACGAUAAUCCCCACGAGGCUCUCUCUCGUAUUAAACGUUUGUUGCUCACUCAGCGUGCCUUUAAGGAAGUUGGUAUCGAAUUUAUGGAUCUCUACUCUCAUUUGAUUCCUGUUUACGAUAUCGAGCCUCUCGAGAAAAUUACGGAUGCCUAUCUUGAUCAGUACCUCUGGUACGAGGCUGACAAGCGUCACCUCUUCCCUGCUUGGAUUAAGCCAUCUGACUCUGAACCCCCACCGCUACUGGUAUACAAGUGGUGUCAGGGUAUUAACAACCUUACUGAAGUCUGGGACACAUCUGAAGGACAGUGUAAUGUUAUGCUUGAAACUCAGUUCAGCAGAGUGUACGAAAAGGUCGAUCUUACUUUGCUUGGCCGUCUGUUGAGACUCAUUCUUGAUCACAAUUUGGCUGACUAUGCUACAGCAAAGAACAACGUUGUUUUGAACUACAAGGACAUGAACCACGUAAACGCUUUCGGUCUUAUUCGUGGUCUGCAGUUCGCAUCCUUUAUUUUCCAAUACUACGGCCUUGUUUUGGAUUUGCUAGUCCUUGGUCUUCAUAGAGCUAGUGAAAUGGCCGGUCCUCCUCAACUUCCUAACGACUUCUUGCAGUAUCGCGAUGUAACAACCGAGACCAGACAUCCUAUUAGAUUGUACUCGCGUUACAUUGAUCGUCUUCACAUCUUCUUCCGCUUCACAGCAGACGAAGCCCGUGACCUGAUCCAACGUUACUUGACCGAACAUCCUGAUCCUAACUUUGAGAAUAUUGUGGGAUACAAUAACAAAAAGUGCUGGCCUCGUGAUUGCCGCAUGCGUUUGAUGAAGCACGAUGUUAACUUGGGCCGCGCCGUGUUCUGGGAUAUCAAGAACAGACUGCCUCGUUCCUUGACAUCUAUUGAAUGGGAAGAGAGCUUUGUUAGCGUUUACUCCAAGGAUAACCCGAACUUGCUCUUCUCUAUGUCUGGUUUCGAAGUCCGUAUCUUGCCCAAGUCCCGAAGCAUGACUGAAGAGUUUACACUCAAGGAUGGUGUUUGGAACCUGGUUAACGAGCAGACCAAGGAGAGAACAGCCCAGGCCUACUUGCGAGUAGAUCAGGAGUCGAUGGAUAAAUUCCACAACCGUAUCCGUCAGAUUCUGAUGGCUUCUGGAAGUACCACUUUCAGUAAGAUCGCUAACAAGUACAACACAGCAUUGAUCGGUCUGAUGACCUAUUACCGUGAAGCUGUUGUCCACACACGCGAGUUGCUUGAUUUGCUGGUCAAGUGUGAGAACAAAAUCCAAACACGUAUCAAGAUUGGUCUCAACUCCAAGAUGCCUUCCAGAUUCCCUCCCGUUGUAUUCUAUACUCCCAAGGAAUUGGGUGGUCUUGGUAUGUUGUCCAUGGGUCACGUUCUUAUUCCUCAGUCAGAUCUUCGCUGGUCAAAGCAAACAGAAUCCGGUAUUACUCAUUUCCGAUCCGGUAUGAGCCACGACGAAGAUACCUUGAUUCCCAACUUGUAUCGUUACAUUCAGUCAUGGGAAUCCGAAUUUGUGGACUCCCAGCGUGUCUGGGCUGAAUAUGCCUUGAAGCGUCAGGAGGCAAACGCCCAGAACAGACGUUUGACACUUGAGGAUCUCGAAGACUCUUGGGAUCGCGGUAUUCCCAGAAUCAACACCCUCUUCCAAAAGGACAGACACACACUUGCCUACGACAAGGGAUGGCGUGUGCGCACUGAUUUCAAGCAAUACCAGGUUCUUAAGAACAAUCCAUUCUACUGGACUCACAGUCGCCACGAUGGUAAAUUGUGGAAUCUUAACAAUUACCGUACGGAUAUGAUCCAGGCCCUGGGUGGUGUAGAAGGUAUUCUUGAACAUACUCUCUUCAGAGGUACCUACUUCACUUCUUGGCUCGGUCUUUUCUGGGAGAAGGCUUGUUUUGCCGGAGAUACUUUCUUGUUGCUCGCCGAUGGUAACGUCAAGCUUGCUCGCGAUAUUACCACCAAAGAUCAGUUCAUGGGUGAUGAUGGUUCUCCCCGUACUAUUCUUGAAUGUGUUGACGGUGUUGCACCUCUUUACAAGGUUAUUCCUGUAUCUGGUGAGGCACUCGAGGUAACCGGUAACCAUAUUCUUUGCUUGACUACUACCAGCAAGUCUAGCCUGGUGUGGAGCGACGAGGACAAGAUAUACACUCUACGUUGGUUCAGUGACCAGAAGGGUGCUCAGGAGUUCACUACCGAUUCCCUCCAAGUUGUUACCGACCUUGUAGACUCACUUGAGGAAGAUGUCAGUGCAAAGGAACAGGAGUACUUCUCUGAAAUGACAGUGCGUGAGUACAUGGCACUUCCUCAGACCUUCCAGAACACUUGGUUGAUGUACCGCGCUGAACCAGAGGUGACCAAACAUAAUCAAGCUAUGGUCGUUGCUAUUAAGGCUGUCGAGUUGGUUCCUGAACCCCAGACCUAUUACGGUUUCCGUAUCGAUGGAAACCAACGUUUCUUGCGUUAUGAUGGCUUGGUUGUCCACAACUCUGGUUUCGAAGAAUCUAUGAAAUACAAGAAGCUUACCAAUGCCCAGCGUAGUGGUCUUAACCAGAUUCCUAAUCGUCGUUUCACUCUCUGGUGGUCUCCCACCAUUAACCGUGCCAACGUUUACGUCGGUUUCCAGGUUCAGUUGGAUCUUACUGGUAUCUUCAUGCACGGAAAAAUCCCUACACUCAAGAUCUCGCUCAUCCAGAUCUUCAGAGCCCAUUUGUGGCAAAAGAUUCACGAAGCAUUGACUAUGGAUUUCUGUCAGGUGUUCGAUCGUGAAUUGGAAGCUUUGCAGAUCGAAACUGUCCAGAAGGAAACUAUUCAUCCCCGUAAAUCAUACAAAAUGAACUCUUCUGCCAGUGAUAUUUUGCUGUUCGCUGCUUACAAGUGGCCAGUUUCACGUCCUUCGCUGUUGAACGACCCUAAGGAUAUUAUGGAUGGACCCACGACUACUAAAUAUUGGUUGGAUAUUCAGCUUCGCUGGGGUGAUUUCGAUUCGCAUGAUGUUGAGCGUUAUACUCGUGCAAAGUUCUUGGAUUAUACUACGGACAAUAUGAGUAUCUACCCAUCGCCCACUGGUCUCAUGAUUGGUGUGGAUCUCGCUUACAACUUGUACUCUGCUUACGGUAACUGGAUUCCUGGUAUGAAGCCCUUGGUUCAGCAGGCCAUGGCUAAGAUUAUGAAGGCCAACCCUGCCCUUUAUGUUUUGCGUGAACGUAUCAGAAAGGCCCUCCAACUUUAUUCAUCUGAACCUACUGAGCCUUACCUGUCAUCAACCAACUACGGCGAGCUUUUCAGUAAUCAGAUCAUUUGGUUUGUGGAUGAUACCAACGUAUACAGAGUCACUAUCCACAAGACAUUCGAAGGCAAUUUGACUACCAAGCCCAUCAACGGUGCCAUCUUCAUCUUCAACCCACGUACUGGACAGCUCUUCCUCAAGAUCAUUCACACGUCUGUAUGGGCGGGUCAGAAACGUCUGGGUCAGCUGGCUAAGUGGAAGACAGCCGAAGAAGUAGCUGCUUUGAUUCGUUCCUUACCAGUCGAAGAACAGCCCAAGCAGAUUAUUGUUACUCGUAAGGGUAUGUUGGAUCCUCUUGAGGUGCAUUUGCUCGAUUUCCCCAAUAUUGUCAUCAAGGGCAGUGAGUUGCAGCUUCCCUUCCAGGCUUGUUUGAAGGUUGAGAAGUUUGGUGAUUUGAUUCUCAAGGCUACUGAGCCUCAGAUGGUGCUGUUCAACCUGUACGAUGACUGGCUGAGAACCUUUUCUUCCUACACUGCAUUCUCUCGUCUUGUUCUCAUUCUGCGUGCAUUACAUGUUAAUAACGACAAGACCAAGAUGAUUCUCCGUCCUGACCGAACCACUAUCACCGAGCCUCAUCAUAUCUGGCCAACCCUGUCGGAUGAAGAGUGGGCCAAGGUGGAAGUACAGCUGAAGGAUCUUAUUUUGGCAGAUUAUGGCAAGAAGAACAACGUUAAUGUGGCUUCAUUGACCCAAUCUGAAAUCAGAGAUAUUAUUCUUGGUAUGGAGAUCCAGGCACCGUCUCUGCAGAGACAACAGAUCGCAGAGAUUGAGAAGCAGACUAAGGAGCAGUCGCAGCUGACAGCUGUGACGACCAAGACUCGCAAUAUCCAUGGUGAUGAAAUGAUCGUAACAACCACUAGUAAUUAUGAGAACGCGACAUUUGCUUCCAAGACCGAGUGGCGUAUUCGUGCCAUUUCGGCAACCAAUUUGCACUUGAGAACCAACCAUAUCUAUGUGAACUCGGAUGAUAUCAAGGAGAAUACAUAUACCUAUGUGCUUCCCAAGAACGUAUUAAAGCGAUUUAUUACAAUUUCGGAUUUGCGUACCCAGAUUGCAGGUUUCAUGUAUGGUGUCAGUCCGCCGGAUGCACCGAAUGUCAAGGAAAUUCGAUGUGUAGUUAUUCCACCUCAGUGGGGUACACAUCAGACAGUCCACUUGCCAAACACACUACCAGAACAUGAGUACUUGGCCGAUCUUGAGCCCCUGGGUUGGAUUCACACGCAACCCCAAGAAUUGAUGAAUAUUUCGCCCCAAGAUGUGACCACUCACGCCAAGUUGUUGGCUAACAACAAGUCCUGGGAUGGUGAAAAGGCUGUUGCGCUCACCUGUUCUUUCACCCCCGGUUCGUGCUCCCUUACGGCCUAUAAGAUCACUCCAGGUGGUUUCGAGUGGGGCAAGAACAAUAUGGAUACCAGUAGUAAUCCACAGGGAUUCCUGCCUACACAUGCAGAAAAGGUACAAAUUCUCCUGUCAGACCGCUUCCUUGGUUUCUUCAUGGCUCCUUCUGAAAUUUGGAACUACAACUUUAUGGGAGCCCAAUUCAAUGCGAAUAUGAACUAUCGCCUGGUAUUGGAUGUACCAAAGGAGUUUUACCACGAAUCGCAUCGUGCGUCUCACUUUAUGAAUUUUAGCAGUGAGAUGGAGACUGGUGGAGAAGCAGAUAUUGAGGAUUCAUUCGCAUAAAAAAAAGAAUAAGUGUAUAUCUAUCUAUAUAUAUAAAAAAUCAAAUAAAUGUAUAGCAAAGGAGAAGGUGAAGGUGAAUUAGUGUAUAUAACAU
Messenger RNA from Phycomyces blakesleeanus NRRL 1555(-), 7768 nucleotides. RefSeq lists its product as hypothetical. Bases 1 to 7674 code for a protein of 2557 amino acids. Lineage: Eukaryota; Fungi; Mucoromycota; Mucoromycetes; Mucorales; Phycomycetaceae. Gene Ontology annotation, biological process: intein-mediated protein splicing; mRNA splicing, via spliceosome; spliceosomal tri-snRNP complex assembly. Gene Ontology annotation, cellular component: catalytic step 2 spliceosome; U5 snRNP. Gene Ontology annotation, molecular function: U5 snRNA binding; protein binding; pre-mRNA intronic binding. The transcript has 6 exons. The record is from RefSeq and is a predicted model, not a curated record.